ACGGGUCCGUCCCUUUGUGCGCGUCGUGUCACCUUCUGUAGUCGUCGCUGCGGCCACGCCGUUGGAGCAGAAGGAGGCGCGGGAACCACCGAGGAGCAGGAAGGGGAAGAGGAGGAGGAGGGGGAAGCAGCCUGGAGAACGUCGCCCGCCCGCGCCGCCGCCGCCGCCUCAUGCCGCGGCGCCGUCCUGCCGCCGGCCCGGGGACCUGCAUGGCCGGGCAUGGGGAGCGCUGCGCCCUCCCGCGCCGCCAGCGUUGAGCCGCCGCUCGCCGCCCUCCGGCUGCUGCUCUCCGCGCUGGGACUGCUGCUGCUGCUGGGCGCAGGUGACUGUCAACUGCACACAUCUUGUGGAAUCCAGAAGUGCACCACUGAUUUUGUAUCCUUCACUUCACAUCUGAACACGGCUCUUGAGGACUUUGAUUUGGAGUUCUGCAAGGCCCUGCGGGCAUACUCUGUGUGUACCUAUCGCAAUUCCAAAGUAUGCCGUGGAAACCUAGUCUAUCAUUCUGCAGUGCUUGGGAUCGGUGACCUAAUGACCCAGAGAAACUGUACCAAAGAUGGACCCACAUCCUCCACCAACCCUGAAAUGACCUAUGAUCCUUGCAAUUACAGUGGCCACACAGAAGUGAGAGAACAUCAGGGAGGAGACAAGACUCCUCCUCCCACUUACCUGUUUUGUGGCUUGUUUGGGGAUCCUCAUCUGAGGACUUUUAAGGAUAACUUCCAGACAUGCAAAGUGGAAGGUUCUUGGCCCCUUAUAGACAAUAACUACUUAUCAGUGCAAGUGACCAAUGUGCCUGUGGUCCCAGGAUCCAGCGCUACUGCUACGAAUAAGAUAACUAUUAUCUUCAAAUCAUACCAAGACUGUACAGAUCAGAAAGUAUAUCAAGCAGUGACUGAUGACUUGCCUGCAGCUUUUGUUGAUGGUACAACAAGUGGAGGAGAUGGGAACACCAGGAACUUGCACAUCGUGGAGAAAGUCAGUGGCAAAUACAUCGAGAUGCAUGCUAGGUACAUCGGGACCACGGUGUAUAUCCGCCAGCUUGGGCACUACCUGACCCUGGCCAUUCGCAUGCCCCAGGAGUUGGUCAUGGCCUACGAGGAAAGCCAGGAUCUGCAGCUGUGCGUGAAUGGCUGCCCUUCCAGUGAACGUAUUGAUCAGAGUGGCAACUUGCCAUUGCCUGUGGUGGGAAAGAUGCUUCCUUGGGGUGCUGCGGCUCAUCCCCUAUCAGGGUACACACUGGAAACAGCUACCACCAAAUGCCAUGAGAAGAUGCUUGUGAAGGAUAUCUAUUUUUACUCGUGUGUAUUUGAUCUACUCACCACUGGCGAUGCCAACUUCACAGCUGCUGCUCACAGUGCCUUGCAAGAUGUGGAGGCACUGCACCCCAGCAAAGAGCACUGGCAUAUCUUUCCCAGGAGUGGAGGCCCUCCAGUUGUCUGUGUUAUAGAAGGCUACAGAUUUUUUCAUGCUUGGAAACCCCGCAAUGUAGUCAGUCUUUGCAAAAUGUUUUAGAUAUAUAUACCAGUAAGUAUAUGUGUGUAUGUAAAAGAGUGGCUGUGCAGUGUGUAAAUAUUUAAAAUUAUUAUAAUAGAAGAAUUGUUGCCCCCCAUGCUGAGGAACGUCAGUAAGGUGGUGUAAGUGACCCCUGGUGGGGUGCACAGAAAUUGGGGAUGUAGACCACGUACUGGGCAGGUAAUCUAUAAAUAAAGUCUCAGUUUGUCUCCCAGCCAAAUAGGAUAGAUAGGAUAUUGGAUAGGAAUGUGCUGAAUACAAUUGUUAUACUUCUUGCAGAUGCUUGUUUCCCUCUGCUAAAUAAGAUGUGUAAAUUUAUGACCAGCAGCAGCAAACCACGCCAGUUUAUUGAAAAGACAGUGUGAAGGAAGCUAAGAUCAGGAACCAUUACCUCAGGAUCGAAUUGUACAGUUCCUUUGUAGUGUUGCAGAGAUACUUACAAGAACACAGUGAUUUGUGUUACUGCUGCAUCCCUCCUGAGAGGCAUUGUAAAAAUCCUCUUUUCAAGUUAUUGGAGAACUCUCAGACCAGAAGAACCCUGCAACAGAAAAUUAUUUUCUGUAAAACUGAAGAAGAGAUGGUGAAAUUUGAAUAAAUUAUACAGAAGAGUCCAUAAGAUUACAGAACUUAGUGUAACAAGGUGAUUUGCUAAGUAUACAUGGAGUAUUUCAGCUGCAAGGCUAAUCACACAGUGUGAAGGUAAAUUGAAAGUGCCAAAACUUAAAAGAAGUUAUGUCAGAUACAUACCAAGAAAUACAGACCUGUUAAACCUAAUCACAACUCUGAAUGUUGCUUUGCUAAGCUUGUAUUACAGCUAGAAGUUGAGGUGUGUGAGAAAUAAUCUUAUCCGGUAGAUAUAUUGUGAAAAAAGUCAUGGAAAUCGCUGUAGAAGGCAAAAGGAGCUUUAAAUGUGUAUGUGUUUACUGUACACAGAAGGCCGCUGUCAUACAUGUAGGAGCUUACUCUCAGAGGUGUCAGUCUAACACCACAAGCUCUGCAGAAGGCUAUGUAAUGUGAUCAUCUGUAUUUUAAUGCAACAACCAGUCAGCCAUUACUGAUGCUGUCUGUUGUUGGCCUUUGUCUUAGGCUAGCCUUGGAUAUUAGUGGCUUUCUCAAAAGGGUUUUUAAAGUAUCUUCUAGAGCAUUCCUAACCAUAUGCUAACAGAGCUUCUAACAACAGAUGAUGAUAGUUCUCUGUAGUUGUGGAGUCUGACAACUUCGUUAGUAAGCAUGUUGCAGGAAUGGCAGAGACUGUAUGUCUAAUCCCUUAUUUUGUGUGUGUAUUUUGUAUAAUAUCCUAAACAAGGAUAUUAUAAAAAGAAAUAGUAGGCUCAAUUGCCUGUCAAACCAAAGAUUCUUUUUUUCUUCCCGAAAAACCUGUCUGGAAGAAAAAUCUGCAUAGAACAUCUGUUAAGUGGAACACAGCCUGAGAGAACAACCUUUUGUUCUUACGGUCAAGUUACAGACCUUCAGUAUUGCAUUUCCUUUCAGACUGCUGCUGUACUGCCAGAAAAUCGAUCACCAGUUAUUUACAUUCUCUUACUUUAGCAUUAUGGCUACCUUGCAUUUGUUUGAUGAGUUUUGAGGCUGUGCAAGUGGUUGUUUACUUACAUACCCUCCAAAGUGAAGCAAGCAAUGUUGCAAGCUUUGUACUGCCUAAUGACAGUUUCAUUAGUGGACAUGUUUUGAAAAAAAGCCCAGGAGUCUCAUGGCUGUCUUCUCUUCUGAGAGGAGACACACAGCAGUUUAAAAUCUUGCAUUCAUUUUCUUCUGUAAGUGCAGCUAUGGUGUUUUACACUGAAAUUUUCAUUCUUUGGUUAUUUAAUGCCCAUCUAUGUCUUGACUGAUACAAAUUCUUUUCUGUCUUUCCCUGUUCCAGCUAUUCAAGACUGCUAUCUAUACAAUGUCCAAACCGGACUAGUAAUGAUUCCUUUUUUUUAGCAAGUAUUCUGUGUUUUUUACAAGAUAAGCAUUCUCUGUAUUGUGCUGCUACUUCUCUUCAACUGUAUUCAAAACAAACAAGGAUUGUGGGGAUCAGUUUUGUCUGUUAGAUUUUAUCAUUCUCAUUAAUUACCUUGUUACGGAGAGCAACAUAGCCACAGAUCAGUUACAAGUAUGCAGCUAAAUUUAUGAUACUGAUGUAAAACAAUUGCAUCUGAUCUGAUUCAGGAUUCUUUGUUUGUAAACUAAACUUUGUUGACAUUAAAAGCUGCUGUUAGUAAAUUAA
Molecule: messenger RNA, 3742 nt
Organism: Corvus hawaiiensis (hawaiian crow)
Lineage: Eukaryota; Metazoa; Chordata; Aves; Passeriformes; Corvidae
Gene: RGMB
Product: repulsive guidance molecule BMP co-receptor b
Exons: 4
Coding region: 220-1515 (431 amino acids)
Biological process (GO): BMP signaling pathway
Cellular component (GO): plasma membrane
Molecular function (GO): coreceptor activity
Source: RefSeq, a predicted model, not a curated record